AUGCAAAAGUUGCAGCCGGGGCUUCUGCAGGGGAGAGUUUCUGCUGCCCAAGUCAUGUGCAGUGAGAAGAUCCGGGGGGACCAGUUGCGGGUGUACACAGAGGAAGUCUCCCCACCUUGGGGCUCCCACCCCCUGAAGGACCACAGUCUGGCCCAAGCAGAGACCCUGGAGCCAGGAGGAAUGACCCCAAGGACCCAGAGGCCCCCAUCCCAGGGGUCAGUAACAUUCAAGGAUGUGGCUGUGGACUUCACCCAGGAGGAGUGGUGUCUGUUGGACCCUUCUCAGAAAGAACUGUUCAGGGAGGUCGUGCUGGAAAAUGUGCAAAAUCUACUCUUUGUGGAGUCAGAGACUAAUUUUGAAGAGAAGAUGUCUACAAAGCUGAACCUUUUUGUGGAGGUAUGUGGCCCUCCAAGAGGCAUGAAUAAGGGUCCCUGUGACUUCAUUGUUAGAGAAAUCUGUGAUUCUAAUAUCAAGGUAAAUAAAAAUCCCAAGAGUGACUGUGAAUUUGAUGAAGUUGCAGAAAAAUUCAGCCAAUAUUCAAUCCUAAAUCAGUAUGUGAAAUUGACCUCAGGAAAUGACUGUUGUCCGGAUAGUGAAUACACCAAAUGCUUUCCUGAAAAAGUAGAAUUUAAUCAGUCACAUGAGAAGGCUCCUGAAAUGCCCCUGUAUCAAGAUAACCUAGGGAGAAUUGCCUAUGGCUCCAGUUUAGACUUCAUAAGACAUCGAAAAA
Gracilinanus agilis (Agile Gracile Mouse Opossum) is the source of this 730-nucleotide messenger RNA. Its product is annotated as zinc finger protein 778-like. Gene Ontology annotation, biological process: regulation of DNA-templated transcription. The annotation marks the transcript as partial. NCBI's taxonomy places the organism in Eukaryota, Metazoa, Chordata, Mammalia, Didelphimorphia, Didelphidae. The transcript is spliced from 4 exons. The record is from RefSeq and is a predicted model, not a curated record.